Molecule: messenger RNA, 4437 nt
Organism: Actinia tenebrosa (Australian red waratah sea anemone)
Lineage: Eukaryota; Metazoa; Cnidaria; Anthozoa; Actiniaria; Actiniidae
Product: diacylglycerol lipase-alpha
Biological process (GO): arachidonate metabolic process; diacylglycerol catabolic process
Molecular function (GO): lipase activity
Source: RefSeq, a predicted model, not a curated record
UGAUGCACUGACAGAUUGUUUAUAAAUUCGACCAUUUUUGGCAUUAAUUUUCCUCUGAAUUUCCCCAUUUCCUUCUGUCCAAGUAUUCCUGAAUGUGCUUCAAUAAUUAUUUCAAUAAUCGAAGUUACUGGCCUUCUCAAUUAUGGAUAAACUAUGAAGAUGUGGAGAGAUCUUGUUUGAAUUUGAUAACUUAUUAGGCCGACAACCAACCUUUAAAGGCUUAUAUUUUCUUUUCACGUGUAGAAUUAUUUUACUCAAGUCAGGAAGACGAAAUAAUGCCAGGAAUAGUCGUAUUUAGAAGACGAUGGAUGGUAGCCAGUGAUGAUUUCGUUAUUCCUUUUUCUAUUGCUUUUGUGGUACGCGGAAUUUGGAUGAUAAUCCUUGCAGUAUCUCUUGGUAUCCACCAUGGAAUGCAUCACGAUCACUGGUCCAAUACUAAAGACCAACACAUAUGCCAACAAACUGUAGACUAUUACAUUGGUGGAUAUCUAGCUUUACUCUUUGCAACAAAUAUCAUGGAAGUAUCAAUUGCAUGGAUGAGUGGGAAGGGAUCGAUAAUGGACACUGAACCAAGAAGUCUUAUCCCUUCUCUACUAUAUGUGCGUCUUGUGUUAUCAAUUAUAGAAUUAGCAUGGUUGUCAGUCGGCAUAAAAUGGAUAUGGCUGGAUGCCAACUCAUGUAAAAUGACUGUUGAAAUAUACAUUGCUAAAGCAGUGGUUGUAUUCAGUUGGAUGUUCUUAUUUAUUGUUGCGGUUAUUAUCUUCUGUACAUUUGAUACUGCUGGAGAAACUUGGUUUGAAAUGCAGCGAGCACAAAAUGCUGGUUACUGUGUGGAUUCUGUCGAUGGCUCCCAUAAGUAUAAGUUACAUAUCACUCAGAAGUAUGAGCGACGCUGGCAGGGAUGCUUUCGGUAUGCUUUCUGUUGCAGAGGUGAAGUACAGGGUGAUGAGAAUGUCUAUGUAUUUAUUGGAAGGACCUUAUCAGAAUACUUUCAUGAUCUAGAUGUAGUUCCUUCAGACUUUGCUUCAGGUYUAGUGCUAUUAAGACGGCAUCAGAAAUUUCAAGAAAAGCUUGAACUAGAAAGAGCUCUUGARGAGCGACGGAUCCAGGAAAUGACUACUGAUGGUGUGCCUUUAAAAAAGUCUUCACUCAGGUAUCAACGAACCAACAAUGCACAGACUCUAAGGCUUGAUCGUAAGGAGGAGCUUCUUCAGUACAAGGACAUUGCUUAUUACAUGAACUAUGCCUUGGCAGCAUAYGGAUGGCCUAUUUACAUGAAAAGCCACGUCGCUUGUGGAUGUUGUAAACUAAUGGCAAGCUUUAGGUGUUGUUACUGCUGCCGAUCACUUGACAAGAGAAUCAACAAGUCUGUUCUGGUGGAGGAAGACAACUGCUGUCGAUGUCAUUUCUCUGCUCUAAAAAGAAUUGCUGAGGUUCAUAACUCAGAUGUUGUUUAUUGCAGUUACCAUAAUUCUAUGUACAAGUCUCCAUUUUAUGUGGCUCUCGAUCAUGUUAAGAAGUCUGUUGUGGUAGUUAUCAGGGGAACUCUGUCUUUACAGGACAUCUUGACAGAUUUUACAGUUGAACCAGAAAGGAUUCCUGUGGAGGGAGGUGAUCCUUCUUGGUUUGGUCAUAAGGGCAUGGUACGAUGUGCUAUGUAUAUUGAGAACAAACUGAUCAAUGGAGGCAUUCUACAGAAAGCUUUCAACGCUGACCCGGACUGCGGUACUCAGAAUUACCGUCUUAUUCUGUUGGGUCACUCGCUUGGUGCUGGUACAGCGGCUAUCUUAGCUUUCCUUUUACGUCCUCGCUAUCCUGACCUGUUCUGCUAUGCCUACUCUCCUCCUGGAGCCAACCUUAGCCUUUCUGCUGCUAAAUAUGCAAGAGAGUUUGUUAUUUCUGUUGUUGUUGGCAAGGAUAUGAUACCACGGUUGAGUCUGUUCACACUAGAAGACUUGCGCAAUAACAUCAUGACGAUGAUAUCCAAAUCCAGAAUGUCCAAGUGGAGGAUUCUCCGUGGCUGUGCAUGUCGCUGUGCCUUUGUCUGCUGCUACGGCUGCAAAUGUGUCAAGUUUGAUGGUCAACGAGAUGAAUUGGAUUCUGAGAUAGAAAACAUCGAGAUUCCAGAAAUAACCCAUUCUAAUUCAAUGAGGUUUUACCCCCCUGGCCGUAUCCUGCAUGUUGUCAAGACUUGUUCUGUCAGUCGCGGCUGUGGCGAAACCGAGACAAUGUACGAACCUGUGUGGGCGGGUCUUGAAGAAUUCCAGUCCAUCAAGAUAUCAGGCUUAAUGUGGAAGGACCACAUGCCAGACUUUGUACUAGAAGCCCUCAAUAAGUGCUUACCAAGUAAAGAACAAGAAGAAGCUGUAAUGAAUGCACCUCACUCGCCACGCCCACUYGCCCUGGAGGUACCCAGUAAUGACUGGUACUGUAGGCCAAGAGAUUCGUACUCACAGGAUAGCAUCUCGUAUCGGUCUGAUGUGGAACAGUAUACCAUUGAAGUACCUAGUUUUCCAGUUGAGCAAUCAGCGGGAGCUACGAGCAAGAAUCUAAGCAGCCAAGCCGAUUCACGGGACUCUAUCACUAUCGAAAUACACAAAAUUAAGAAGAAUAUAUCUGCAGCAAGCGCACACAAUACCGACAGUCAGGACUCGUUCAAGGUUCCCUUAGCAAGGCCAGAAAGCUCAUUAGAUGGUUCCGACCUCGAAGAMAGUGCAUCCUCUUCACGGAUCUCUUCAACAUGGAAGGAGUUUCACCUACCAGUUGUUGAACAAAGUAUUGACUCUCUGAAUUCUUCUCGCUCAAGAUGCGAGGCACUUUCUCCGAUUGCCGUCAAGUCCUUAUCUACUACUCCAACUAUUCACGAACAUUUGAAUGAGCAGUUUUUCUCGAUACCUAGUAUUCCUACGUCUCAUUCUGCUUUCUCUGCUCCUCCUCCCAAACCUMCUCGGACGUAUGAAACCGAGCGGUCAAGGGAAUGGAAAUCCUCUGAUUAUAACACCUCUAUUAGUAGUAAUAACAGUGUACAGUCACCCUGUUCAAUAGCACCUCCAAAGCCUCCCAGAACGUUUGAAUAUGUCAUGGUUGAUUGUGCAUCGUACUCGUAUGGUCUUUAUUCUCUUUCUCCAACCUUGUCUCCUUACAAGGAAUCGAUUUCGUAUCCUAAUGGUUUUACUCACGCUCAAGGGUCCAGCUCGAUUGAAUGCCAAGAUUUUGUUGAUAAUGCUAACCCACUUGCUGUCAAUGCUACAGGAAACCCUUACAAGUCGCAUUCAACCAMUGUCACUUACCUGCAAGACCGAUCUUGUCUCACCUUGUGUAAUGGAUUCAAGGAAAUUCAAUCUUCGCGAAAUAACUAUACAAAACAACCACAGAAUUCCACUAAAUCUUACACUUUGAAUAAGCCGUCUCGGGUUUURUCCGACGACAAAAUGGAUGUAAAUAAUUUCUCUAAAAAACAACUUCAAAUCGAACAGAAAAGCUACAGCCUUGUUAAUACUACAGAAAUCAAUCGUGGGCUGAAAAAUGGGUUAUCAAACUCGACAGGACAACAAAAUGUUGUUAUCCGUCAAGGAAAAGGGAACAGGAAUAGGAGCAAACGCCGUGCUAUUUACUGGGACGGUGAUGAGACAACCAACUUGCUUCGGUAUUCUUGUUCUUGUUCUGAUAUCCCGGAUGUUUCAGUACUCGAACCCAGUACCCAUGAGCUAGAAAAUGGUAUGCUAGAGACUUUAUUAUGAUUGAUAGUUUGACUAUGAAACCAGGAGCACGUGAGGUAAAGCGCCAUUUGGCUUGGGAUACCUGUGGUGUUUUUACUUGUUUGGGACUUAGAAAUAAGGAGUCAAAGUAGCGAUAUAUGGAAUUAUACGAUUCAUUAUCUCGUAAACCUUUUGACAAAAUCAGCCAAAAGUUUGGCACAAAAUUGGGAGAUAUGUAAUCUUUCAAAAUGCAAAGUUUCGCUGGCAAGCGAUGAGCAGAAGAGCACUAAAUUUAGGAUAAAUUAAGUAGUUAUUGGCGAUUUUGAGAUCGAAGCUGCCAGCAUACUUUAAGUAUUUCUUUACUAGGCAAGCUGAAUUUUCCCAAAGUCCCAAACAGACUUUAUUGAGUUUAUUUUAGCUAAAUCCUUGUUUUAAAAAUGUAUUGUUUUUUAGCCGUUUUAAGAAACAUUUCACUUGAGAUAAUCUCGCUCAUUAGCAGUUGUUUUACGCAUGGUUUUGGAUUGCUUUUAAUCUUUAAGAUUCACUGGGGGUGGUUUCCAAACUUCUUUCUUACUUCACGUGCUCUUGAUUAUGGUCCAAAAUUCUUGGAGUAUUUUAAUGAAUCAUUAAUAUAUUAUUAAUGUAUUGCUAAAUCAUUAUUUAUUAGAAAAUGUUUUGGGUAUAUAGRCGCAAGAAAUGCGUAACAAUAAAGUGAUGAUAUGCAAACGGUUUAUAUGAA